UGGUUCAGGAUCAACGUUGCCUUAACUCGUCUAGUUUAGCUACAAGUUGUAAUUUUUAGGACCUAAAACUCAGAUAACAGUGUUCCUAAGGUCAUAUAUGAAGAGGAGUCCGUUUCUUCUUCUUCGGUGUUGUGGCCAUGGAGGGACGCUGUGUUGUCGAGACUUGGGCAGAGUUUGGCUUUUCAGGAACAUCAUGCUCACCGAGGGUCAUGUGUGGCUUAGGGACAGAUGUGUUUUUCUGCACCGGCAGCGAGGUGUAUGUCUUCAGCGCUCAGGAGAGAAAGCUCACGGCUGUCCUCCAGUUUCCUGGUCCUGUAAGUGACCUCGCUGACAGUCAUGACAAGCAGCUCCUCUACGUAGCCUGUCGGACUGGUGUUUAUUGUGUCAGUUUACAGUUGAUGCUGUCCAGAGCACAAAAGCCCCCAGCUGAUGCAUCCUCCUGUCCACCUGAGCUGAAAAUUUCCUCCGAGUGUCUUGUUGUUGCAGAAGAAGGAGUGUUAUCGCUGCUCCUCAUUGGCUCUGUGCUCCUGACUCUCUCCCAGAGGGGAACGUCCUGGAUGUUGACUCUGUACAAAUCCUCAAACUAUGAGACGCUCGGUUCAUUCAAAAGGGUCUCAGGAAUUGUGCACAAUGACACUGAGGGAAAGACGGAAACGAGAAGGACGUCUGUGCUAAUUUGUGUCCAUUGCAGUGAUGCAACGCCACCAUCCUCCCCCUCCACUUCCUCAUCAGAGGUGACUUUAAGUGAUGGCCACUUCCGCCUUGAGCCGGUCCUCUUUAAACUUCUGUUUGGAAUAGACGCGGCUCUCGCCAAAUCCCCUGUUGUUCUUUGCGGGCUGCCAGACGGGUGCCUGUGUUUCUUCCCUCUGCGACUCCCAGGAUCGCGGCUGCGAGUCCUGCACAGCCUUGAGCAGCCAGUCGUAUUUGUCGGAGCAUCUGUCAUCACAGAAAUGAGUGCAGGGCAUGCACAGUGUUUGGUGGCGGUGGGUGAACAAGGGAGAGUGGUGCUGAUCCAAACAGACAAAGCCGGGCCAGAGGGAGGGGGCAGCAGAACUGGUUUUAUUGAAGGGUGUGUGCCGGGGCCUGUGAUGUGUGGCUAUGUGGAUAAAAGCUGUCUUUACUACAGCACUGGAUCAGACCUGCUGAAACUGGAUCUAUCAGAGGGGUCGUCCGGGAGAGAAGGCCAAGAAAGGGAUGAGGUGACAUCCAGUAAGACAGACGCUGGCCUCCAAAGCCCCACCAGUUUAAAUGUGUGUAGAGUCGUUGCUUUGGCUGAACCUACAUACAACACUGCAGCAGGUAACGUUCAGCUGCUGGGGCUGUCUGCCAGAGGGCAGCUCCAGAUGAUUACCUUACCUGCAGGAAAAGAGGACGCAAGAUUGUCCAAGUUGCCUUCCACACAGGUGGGCCGCAGCGUCAGGGACGUCCUGUCUGCUAUCGGGGACGUCUGUGAAAGAGCAUCAGCGCUGAGAGCUGCCGUCAAAUCCAAAAACCAAAUUCUGCAGCACCUGAAUCAGGUGCUCAACAUCAGCUUCCUGCUGAUAGCCAAUAAGAAUGGAGAAGAGCACCUUUCCAUCCAGGAGAAGCCAAUCAGAUGUCAAGGCAUAACCAGCUGGAGCAGGUUGCUCCAAAAAGAGUCCCUGAACCUGACAUGUGUCCUGGAUAAUUCAAGUCCCUACAUUUUGGAGCGAGGCUGGACGCUGAGCAUCGCUGUGUUCCCUCUGUCCUAUCCUCCCAGUGCAGGAGGGCAAUGCUCCUCCACAAACUUUUCAUUCCCAUUUAACAAUCUCCAUCCAGGGGACACGUUGGAAGUGUCGCUGCCACUGGAAGCUGCAGGCGAUGCAUCCUUCCCCAUGACAGUGAGCUGCUCGCUCCUCUUUUGUCUGACAAGUCUCCUGGGAGAGGAGGCGGCAGACCUUCCUGGUCUGCAGAGUAGCUGCAUCAGUUUGCCCUUGAACACACUGACAGUGGACUGGUUGCAUGCGCUGCAGGUGAACAGUCCCAUCAGCACCCAUCAAAAGGUCACAUCUCAACCCAGCAACACAACAGAUACCAUCCAAGCUUUUUUAAGAUCAAGGGGGGGUGGAAAAGGGGAGCGAGGAGGAGAGAGUUCUUCAAAGCCGCAGCAUUCUGCAAGUAUACGGCUGUCGACAGAGCUGCUGAGGGAUACACUGAGAAGCUCAGAUUUGGAUGCUCAGGGGCCAAAGCUGGCUCCACAAAAUGUGUGCCUCUCUCUGCUGGAAUGGCUGCUCUCUGAAGGCCCUGGAAAAGUGAAGACGGGACACCAAGGAGACAAGAUUGCACUCAGAAGCCCAGUGGUCCAUGCUCGAUGUCCAAACGGACACACAGUCAAACUGACAGCAAAAGAGGUAAUUAUAGGGGAGGAGAGCAGGGGGGAGGAGGAGUCCCUGGCCACAGUGGAGCUUCAGGUUGAGAGCUCAUCAAUAGCAGCAGUGUGUGGACUGCACCAUGCUGCCCUGCGUCGGAUACAGACUCUGCUGCACAGGGCUCCUGAGAGGACUGCUGCCAAAAACAUGGUCCAGAGUUUAAGUUUAAGACAGACACUGCAGCGAGCUGAGCACCUGUUGCAGCAGAUCCAGCAAAGCCGAAUCUCGGGGGCCUUCGGAGUGGGCGAUUCCACAGGCCAGAUGACCCGAUCUCUUCUCAGUGUUUACCAAGAACUCAGAGAAAACCCUCUGCUCAUAAUUUAG
This is a messenger RNA of Plectropomus leopardus (leopard coralgrouper), 2711 nucleotides long. RefSeq names its product FA core complex associated protein 100 (gene faap100). Lineage: Eukaryota; Metazoa; Chordata; Actinopteri; Perciformes; Serranidae. Gene Ontology annotation, cellular component: Fanconi anaemia nuclear complex; nucleoplasm. The record is from RefSeq and is a predicted model, not a curated record. Gene Ontology annotation, biological process: interstrand cross-link repair.